GUAAUUAAUAUACCUACAAUUUAUCUCGGAAAGCCAGCUGCUGAAUGCUGAUAGCUUUUGGCAAUUCCGUAGCGAGUAUUCUGGAUUCCCAAUACCGAACUAUCCAUUCUAUCUCGAAUUGCAUCAGACUGCAACAUUUAUAUAAGCAAGCGCCGACACUGAAAGAACGUUCACUGACAUGGUCCCGGAGCCGAUGAACCGGCGUUACGAAUUGAGAGGUUUGGUGGCUUCAAGCCUGGGUUUGUUUCCUGUGACAAGCGCGGGUGGAAACGCCCGUAUACUUGAUUGAAUGACGGGAGUAUGGGUUUGGAUUUCUACUUCACUCGGCAUUCUGCGUUCAGACUUCUACGUUCAGACUUCUACGUUCAGACUUCUACUUCACUCGGCAUUCUGCGUUCAGACUUCUACGUUCAGAAUUCUACGUUCAGAAUUCUACGUUCGGAAUUCUAUUCCACGUUCAGGAUUCUACGUUCAGAAUUCUACGUUCAGAAUUCUAUGUUCAGAAUUCUACGUUCAGAAUUCUACGUUCAGAAUUCUACGUUCAGAAUUCUUAACGCACUCAUUGUAUUGGGAGAGACUGUUUGUUGUCAACCGAAGGAAGGGUGUUGAGCUGCCUCCGUCCGUCGUCCGGGCCACAGAACAAUACAGGCCAGGAAUCUUUGGCGAGCCAUGUUUCAGGGAAGCACCUGGAGCCCGAAGAAUACACCCCGAUACCAGAUCUUCCCCAGCGUGGCGUAAGGUUUCCGAAGCCAGCCUCUGAUGGCCAGAGCCAGAUCAUGUCUACCAUAGAAUGAAGCGUGCUGCACGGCAAGUAUUGGGAACUCCA
This is a messenger RNA of Metschnikowia bicuspidata var. bicuspidata NRRL YB-4993, 826 nucleotides long. RefSeq lists its product as uncharacterized. The record is from RefSeq and is a predicted model, not a curated record. The transcript has a single exon. Bases 290 to 760 code for a protein of 156 amino acids. NCBI's taxonomy places the organism in Eukaryota, Fungi, Ascomycota, Pichiomycetes, Serinales, Metschnikowiaceae.